AUUUUAAUUUUGCAGCUGCAAAAGUAAAUGAAUUUUAUUUUGUAAUAAAUCUUCAAAGAAAUAAAUAAAAAUAUUCAACAAAAUGGAACAAACCAAGAAAAAUAAAAAAGAAGCCAAAGAUGAAAAACUUAAAGAUCAAAAGCUGGAAGAACAGAUUUUAAAAUCCUUGGAAGAGGCUAAGACACCAGAAGAUAAAUUUCAACUAUUGCUUAGCAAAUACAUUGAAAGUGAACGCACAAAUAGACGUGCCAAACAGGAUCUUAAGGUCCAUGAGAAACAGCUGGAGACAAUAAUGCGUGAAAAGGAAAAUCUACAGAGAGAAUACAAUAAAAAUGUAUUAAUGAGAGACAAACUGGAGGAGGUAUGCCGGGAACAGCAAAAACUUAUUAAAUCAGUUAAAAAUGAAAGUAUGCAAAAGAUACGCGAAGAGGAGGAGAGACGCAAAGAAAGCCAGUCAAGAUUUCAGAGUUCCUUGAAUGAAAUCAAUCAGUCUUUGAGUAAAAAUAAUGAGGAAAAUAAUAAAUUACGUGAUCAUAAUAUUGAAAUGACCAAAAAACUCAAAUUCCUGGCCGAACAAUAUCAGGCUCGUGAACAGCAACUGGAAAAGCUCAAUGAACAAGUGCAAUUGGAAUCACAAUUGCAUCAAGCCAAAUUAAGCAAAGUGCAAGUUGAAUCUGCCAUGGAAAAGGAAAUUCUUAUCAAGGAAAAACAAAUUGCCUUGGAAAAACUAAUGAACACACAAAAAAUGCUUAAAGAAAUCACCGAACGUGAAAAAGAACUAAAGGAGCAAUUGAAUAUCUACACUGCCAAAUACGAUGACUUCCAGAAUUCGUUGCAAAAAUCCAAUGACAUAUUUGCCACCUAUAAAGUAGAGCUGGAAAAAAUGUCGAAAAAUACCCGCAAAUUAGAAAAGGAAGCCAUGGAAUGGAAGCGUAAAUGGGAGAAGAGUAAUGCCACACUCAUAGAAUUGGCUACCGAGAAAAAAGAACGUGAUGAUCAUGCCAUACGCUGUAAUAAACAAGUUGAUCAAUUGCAAAAACUUUUAAGAGCCUUACAAAACGAACGCAGUCAUUUGUAUAAGGUGAUCAAAGAAAACAAUGUAGAAGUGCCACCAUUGCCAGCUUUACCCACAGAACCAGAGCCCAUGCAGACGGGACCCAUUAAUAAUGUGGCCGAUAAGGAUAAAAUGGAUAUGAUGUCUAAGAAUUGUGCUGAACUUAAGCAAACAUUAGCUAAUCUACAGAAUCAAAUGAAAAUCUUAAAUCUUAAAGGUGCCGAGGCCGAAGAACAAUGUAAACAAUUGCAGGCCCAAGAGGAAACUAUAAAAAAGAAGAAAAAUAAAAAAUCCAAAUCAAAAAAGAAUAAUAACAAUAAUAAGGAAUCCUCACCAGCCAUCUCAGAAGAUGCCACAAGUGUUAAGGAGGAAGAACAACAGGAAAUUGUCAAAUUAAAGGAAAAUGGUGAACAAAAUGAGACUUCACAGUCGGUGAAAGAUGAAAGCCCCGCUGUUACAACAGAGCCAAUUAUUGCAGUAGCAACUAAUUAAAGACUUUUUUCUUCCUGUAUUCAAACACACACACAAUUUUUCUCUUGCUCCUGUUAGGGAGUUUAGUAACAACUCCAUUACUUUUUUAUAUAUGGAUUUAUAUAGUUAACAGUUCAACUUUAAUAAAUUAAAAAAAAUCAUACGAAACGAUUAUAUUUCAUAAAAAAACCAUCCGAUUUUUCUAUAUAUUAUGAUAUUUUUUCAAAGGUUCUU
This is a messenger RNA of Lucilia cuprina (Australian sheep blowfly), 1759 nucleotides long. Its product is annotated as alpha-taxilin. Gene Ontology annotation, molecular function: syntaxin binding. The record is from RefSeq and is a predicted model, not a curated record. The transcript has 5 exons. The coding region runs from base 83 to 1546 and encodes 487 amino acids. Lineage: Eukaryota; Metazoa; Arthropoda; Insecta; Diptera; Calliphoridae.